CGCCCGAUGUCCUCAAGAUGGAGGCGGCGGCGGCGUGAAGAAGGCGGCCCUGUGGGCGCGGGAGCGGGGGCCCGGGCGGAGGCGGUGGCGGUGGCGGGAUGGGGCUGCUGCUCAUGAUCCUGGCGUCGGCCGUGCUGGGCUCCUUCCUCACGCUGCUCACCCAGUUCCUGCUGCUCUACCGCAGACAGCCCGAGCCGCCGCCGGACGAGGCCGCCCGCGCCGGCGAAGGCUUCCGCUACCUCAAGCCGGUGCCGGGCCUGCCCCUGAGGGAGUACCUCUAUGGCGGCGGCGGGGCUGAGGAGCCCUCGGGCGGGGGCCCGGAGGGCGGCGCGACCCCGGCCCCCGAGACCCCCGUCCCGCCGACGCGGGAGACCUGCUACUUCCUCAACGCCACCAUCCUGUUCCUGUUCCGGGAGCUGCGGGACACCGCGCUGACCCGCCGCUGGGUCACCAAGAAGAUCAAGGUGGAGUUCGAGGAGCUGCUGCAGACCAAGACGGCCGGGCGGCUGCUGGAGGGGCUGAGCCUGCGGGAAGUGUUCCUGGGCGACACGGUGCCCUUCAUCAAGACCAUCAAGCUGGUCCGGCCCGUGGUGGCCUCGGCCGCCGGGGAGCCCGACGGCGCCGACGGCGAGGCGCUGCCCCCCAGCUGCCCCGAGGAGCUGGCGUUCGAGGCGGAGGUGGAGUACCACGGCGGCUUCCACCUGGCCAUCGACGUGGACCUGGUCUUCGGCAAGUCCGCCUACCUGUACGUCAAGCUGUCCCGGGUGGUGGGCCGGCUGCGCUUCGUCUUCACGCGCGUGCCCUUCACCCACUGGUUCUUCUCCUUCGUGGAGGACCCGCUGAUCGACUUCGAGGUGCGCUCGCAGUUUGAAGGGCGGCCCAUGCCCCAGCUCACCUCCAUCAUCGUCAACCAGCUCAAGAAAAUCAUCAAGCGCAAGCACACGCUCCCCAACUACAAGAUCAGGUUUAAGCCGUUUUUUCCAUACCAAACUUUGCAAGGAUUUGAAGAAGACGAAGAACAUAUUCACAUACAACAAUGGGCGCUUACUGAAGGCCGUCUUAAAGUUACGUUGUUAGAAUGUAGCAGGUUAUUCAUUUUUGGAUCCUAUGACAGAGAGGCAAAUAUUCAUUGCACACUUGAGUUGAGCAGUAGUGUUUGGGAAGAAAAACAAAGGAGUUCUAUUAAGACGCUCCCUGCUAAUGGCCUCGGAAGAGCACUGGAAGAUGGCCCAACUGCCACUGAUGUGGGAGACACAGAAGAAGCCUCUGCCACCCAUGCGGGACCCAGACAGAGCUCCAGGCUCUUGGCUUUGACCUGGACCAGCCCCUUGCCAUUGUGGCCGUUUGGGCCACAGCAGGUUGAAUUAAUAAAAGGAAACUUACAAAGUGUUGGACUUACACUUCGUCUCGUCCAGUCAACUGAUGGGUAUGCUGGACACGUCAUAAUCGAAACGGUGGCCCCAAACUCACCUGCUGCUAUUGCAGAUCUUCAGCGGGGAGAUCGACUUAUUGCUAUUGGAGGUGUGAAAAUAACAUCGACACUGCAAGUGUUGAAGCUCAUCAAGCAGGCUGGUGACAGAGUCUUGGUGUACUAUGAAAGGCCUGUUGGCCAGAGUAAUCCAGGCGCAGUGCUGCAAGAUAACUUCGGCCAGCUGGAAGAAAACUUCUUGUCAAGCACGUGUCAACCGAAUUAUGAAGAGGAAGCCACUGGAUUGGCAGUAGAUGCUGAAAACAGAGACCUGGAUUCUGAAUUUGAAGACUUGGCAGGUGAUGUCAGAACACAAAGUGAGUUCAAAGAUGAGGCACAGUCGUUGAGUCAUAGUCCCAAACGCACUCCAACGACGCUUUCUAUUAAACCCCUUGGGGCUAUAUCACCAGUUUUAAACCGUAAGUUAGUUGCAGGAAGUCACCCACUACCACCAAAAAUCCCACCCAAAGAAGGAAAUAAACCCUCAACCCUAAAAACUUUCGAGGUAACAGAUCCAGCACAAGUGUCAAAACCUACCCAAGGAUCCACUUUCAAACCACCUGUGCCACCAAGACCCCAAGUGAAAGUUCCCUUGCCGUCUGCUGAUGCCCCAAAUCAGGCAGAACCAGACGUUCCUGUUGACAAGCUAGAGAAGGCGCUGCCUCCUGCUGCUGCAGACAGAUGUGCUGAAAAGCAAGCAAAAGCUGUGGAACACGGAGAAGAUGUCACUGCACCCAAGCCAGCUGCAGCAAAGCAAGAAGUGGCUAAAGAUUUUGCUUCAGAAAGUUCCUGCCCUACCAAGGAGAGUUCAGAUGAUCGUCAGACAUGGGAAUCAUCAGAAAUCCUUUAUCGUAAUAAGCUGGGAAAAUGGACAAGAACCAGAGCAUCCUGUUUGUUUGACAUAGAAGCCUGCCACAGAUACUUAAACGUUGCAUUGUGGUGCAAGGAUCCCUUCAAGUUGGGGGGUCUCAUCUGUUUGGGACACAUUAGUUUAAAACUUGAAGAGGUGGCUUUAGGAUGCCUAGCUACAUCAAACAUGGAAUACCUUUCCAAGUUCAGACUGGAAGCCCCCUCCCCUAAGGCUAUUGUCACUAGAACUGCACUACGCAAUCUGAGUGUGCAAAAGGGAUUCAAUGACAAAUUCUGCUUUGGUGACAUUACUAUUCACUUCAAAUAUCUGAAGGAAGGAGAACCAGACCACCAUAUAGUUCCUAACAUAGAAAAAGAAAAAGAACUGCAUUUGGUGGAAGAAGUUUCUGUGCUCCCUAAAGAAGAGCACCUUACUGGGCAGAUGGGUUUCACAGAAAAUAAACACAAUUUCCAGGAUACCCAGUUCCAGAACCCAACUUGGUGCGAUUACUGUAAGAAAAAAGUCUGGACUAAAGCUGCUUCCCAGUGUAUGUUCUGUGCUUAUGUUUGCCAUAAAAAAUGUCAAGAAAAGUGUCUGGCCGAGACUCCUCUUUGCGGAGCAACUGACAGGCGAAUAGACCGGACCCUGAAAAACCUCAGGCUGGAUGGACAGGAACCCCUCGUCGGCCUGCCUCGUGUUGAUGCAGAAGCUAACAAGUCAGUCAAUAGAACAACAGGUCUAACCAGGCACAUCAUCAAUACUAGCUCACGUCUGUUAAAUCUGCGUCAAGUCUCCAAAACUCGCCUUUCUGAACCAGGAACUGAUCUUGCAGAACCUUCACCAAAACACACACCCAAUACAUCAGACAACGAAGGCAGUGACACAGAGGUCUGUGGUCCAAACAGUCCUUCCAAACGGGGGAGCAGUGCAGGCAUCAAGUUAGUGAGAAAGGAAGGCGGGCUGGACGACAGCGUUUUCAUUGCAGUCAAGGAAAUCGGCCGGGACCUGUACCGGGGCUUGCCCACAGAGGAGAGGGUCCAGAAACUGGAGUUCAUGUUGGAUAAACUGCAGAAUGAAAUUGAUCAGGAGUUGGAACACAAUAAUUCCCUUGUUAGAGAAGAAAAAGAGACAACGGAUACAAGGAAGAAAUCCCUUCUUUCUGCUGCUUUAGCUAAAUCAGGUGAAAGACUCCAAGCUCUCACACUUCUUAUGAUCCACUACAGAGCAGGCAUAGAAGAUAUCGAAACUUUAGAAAGCCUGUCUUUAGAUCAGCACUCCAAAAAAACAAGCAAGUACACAGAUGAUGUGGAAGAGGACCUUGAUAACGAAAUAAGCCAGCUAAUAGACGCGCAGCCUUUCAGCAGCAUAUCAGAUGACUUGUUUGGCCCCUCCGAGUCUGUGUAACACAAAAGCUGCUUAAACUUUUAAAUGACUGGGGGAAAGUCGCAUCUCAAGUACACAGCUACAACCACGUUAAACUCUUACAGCGCACUCUGGCCUGCUUCUCUAUAGUUACUUGUGUAAGAACAAGAAUGAAAAAGGUUGUUUUCCUGCAAAAACAUGACCAGCUCACUAAAUUGGUGGUUUCGGGUUGCAUUUAUAGCUAUGCUUUUUUGGGUUUAUACUGGGAAUUCAUUUUUACUAAUUUAUUUUUAACUUUUUCUAAUUAUGUAAUUAUGGAAUAAGCUAACUUUUCAUGUUUAUGUAUGUGUGAUGCCUUGUUGUAUUUUCCUUCCUCUUAGUUUUUGAAUUAGUUUUAAGUAGGAUACUGUCCAGUCUUGAAAUCUUUUCAUUCCCAUCACAGGUUUGCUGCAUGCCCAGAGUGACAGUAGCAGUCAUGAAAGGACCCAUUGUUUUGUGUUAUGAAGUUUGUCAUCUCGAUAGACCUGAGAUUUUUGUUAUGUGGGGCUUCAGGAGGGUGGUUUCUGUUUUGCCAAAUGUAACAAAAGCAGAUGCGCAGCUUUAGUCUGUUAUGCUGAUUUAGUAAAAAAAAAUUACAUAUAUUGCUUGCUCUCUAUGCUUCUGUGAAAUUUUUUUCUAAAGUUUUUGUGCAGCUGAAGUAAAGAUAAGUGAUUACUUUGAAGAGCUUGCACUGAAAAAAACAUAUAAUUGGGAAUUACAGAAUGUAGUUGGUCAAUAAUUUUGUAGGAUAACAAAAUUUAAUUACUGAAAAGCAGUAACCAGUAGGAUUUUGAAAUAUCUUUCAAAAUGUUGACGCUUUCCUUUUAAGUGGAAGUUUUAAAUACUCAUGAUGAUUUUUUUCAUCUUCAGUUCUCCCAUAGGAAAUAAAGCAUGUACAAGGAUAUUUCAGGUUUCAGAGAACUGUUCUUAAAAUGACUGGUGAUAAGUUUUGGCUGGUUUUGUUUUAAACAUGUUCAUGCAGGAGUGUGUUGUGAAGAAUCAUGCAAAAUAUAUUUUUUGCUUCAUCUGGCAUCUUACAGGCUUAAAGAAAUGGUGAUCAUUCUGAAUACCACUGUAACUCAGACUGUUAAGUUAAAUAAAAAUGGACCACAUAGACACACAGAAAUCGGGACCAGUUCUCUGAAGUGAGGAUGUACUCCGAUAUUCCGUCUUGGGGGUUCCAGUAACACAUGAGUGAGGAAAACAUGCAAGUUUGGGCCUGUUACGUACUCUCUAAAAGAUUGUGUUUUUCCCUUUUGUAGGUAACUGCUAUGAUAGUUAAUAUAUAGUGAAACUGACAGGAAUUUAAUGGGACAGCUUUUAUAGCUGGCAGAAAAAAGUAUAUUAUACUGUUAAAGAUUGUGACUCAGGUUUUUAGUCCAGGACGCCAAGAGUUGAAGUUCAAGGGCUUCCAUGAAGGCACUGUUUGACCAUAGGCAAAUCACAAAAAGGCCCCGUGUUGCAGCUCCCCGUUUCUAAAGUAGGAAAGAUGAACCACAUCACAGGACUGUGAGGAAAACAGCGGUGUAGCCACAGAAGUGCUGUGAAUAGUACAGAGCCAUACACAUCAAAGGUCUCACUUUCCUGAGAAUGUUUUUGAGGGUAGAAAAGUUACUACUCCACUUAAAACCAAUAGCUAGUGGUCACUCCUGUUGUUUAAGUGACAUGUUAGGACACUAAAUACUUUUCUUGGCUAAGUUUAUAACAAAAAUAUAUCUGUAUGCCCCUCUUCCUGUUGUUUAAGCAUGCUUGCAUUUUAAGAGGACACUGCUAUAGAAGACGACACACCAAAUUCUCUGAACGCUAAAAUGUUGUUUCAGUAUGCUUACACAAUCUACCUGAUGUAUAACCAUGUUUCGUCUUGUAAACAAUAACCUAACAUUGACAACUUGGGAAGUGGAGUGUCUGUAAGUGGCUGGGGUUUAUGGAUUAAACAAACCAUGGAAGUUUAGUGAUACCCAGGCAUACUGCUGAAACCGAUGCCUUUGAAAGAGCUGUAGAAAUAAUGUAACACUUGGUUUCACCUAAGAACCUUCUCAUUUUAAAAGUAUUUAACUCUGUAGAACCCCAGUUAUGGAAAGCUCAGUAAUGCUGCUAAUGACAUUGGUAAAGUAUAUCUUCAAUGUAGUGCAAUAUUUUAUAUCUACUGGGAGAGGCAGUGGCGGCAUCACAGUUGUACCUUAGUGCAAGGGGGGAACACUCCAAACAGCCUAGAGUAUCGCAAGAUGUAUGGCUUCAAUGAAAACAGUUGUAUUAUAUUACAUUACCGAUGUAAUCUUGCUGCCAUGCUAUGUUAUCAAUAGCUAAAAAAUAAUAAAGCCUAUUGCAGAAAACAAGAAAUCUUCCUUUGACAACAUCUAAAAAAGGUAACUGUUGUAUCGCCUUGGAAUACAGUGCAUACAGAUUCCACUUUUGCUAAACAAAUAACUGUUUUGCAAACUGCCUAUAGGCAUUAAAAUUUAACUGUUUAACUUGUGAAAUUUCAGAUUUGUGGGACUGCCUGUGCUAUAUAUAUUAGUAAUUAGUCUAUUUAAAGUACAUACUUUGAUAUUUAGAUGAAAUAUUAGACAUACUGAGCAAAAUUUUAGCAUUAUUUUAAAAUCAUAAAUGCUACAUUUCUUAAUAUCAAGCCUUAUAUUCAAUGUGGGAACUUGUUGAAAUACUGUGGAUUUUUUGUGUGCUUAGAGGAGAAAACACAACCUAAAAAUCUUGGGUGCUACUGUCAAACUCAAAAUUUAACUACAUUUAAAUUUUUUGAAAGGAAAUUUGAAACUAUUGGCUCUGAGGUUUUAAUAAAGAAUAAAAUCUGAAGUGUUUGGAAAUGGGCCUCUGGCCUAGCAAGUUGAAACAUAGUAUCCCAUAUCAGAGUACCCGGAUUUGAAUCCUCCCAAUUCAACUCCCUGUUACUGUACACCCUGGGAGGCAGCAGGUGAUGGCUCAAGUGCUUAGGUCCUUGCCACUGACUUGGGAGACCUAUGUGGAGUUCUGGGCUCCAGGUUUCAGCCUGACCCACCUGCAGCUGUUGGAAACAUUUAGGGAAACAGUACAUGGGAGCACUCGUUCUUCCUCUCCCUCUCAAGACAAUAUAUUUAAGUGAUUUUAAGUUUAUUCACUUUUAGGGGACUUAGAAAUUCUAAAUUGACAUAACAGCUUUACCAGCAACAAGAUUCCCCUAAUCCUUUUUGAGUUGUGGAUCCCUUUUAUUAGCUGAUUAAAGCUCACAAACUGUCAGCUACACAAGCUAACAACCAUUCAAAACGUCCCAAAUUCCACAGGUUUUAGAGAAUGUAUAGGCAUCUGGGGGCCUCAGGUUAAGCUGUUAUGUCAGUUGGCUGGACAUCCUAUGUUCAGUUACCAGGACAGCCAUAGAAAUUUAGAGACGCAAGGACAAUUUACUGCUCCCCCCUCCCACAUUAAUGUGGGUAGUUCCACAAUUAUAGAAAGCCAAAAAUGACUUCAAACUAACCUGGAAUUGCUCUUACCUGAUGCUCACAAGCAUAACAGAAUAUUACCCAUGUCAAAACAAUAUCGUGUAUUUUAUUCCAACAGCAAUAUUUGGUUUAUAAAGGAAUACAAAUAGGCAUGGUACAGUGUUGAGAAUAUUUAUUAAGUAAACCAUAAAACAUUUGGACAGAGACCACUAAGGAGUCAGUAGAAAUGGUUGAAUAUUCUUUUAAGAUGUUUCUCUAUUACCAGGCACCAACCACCACCACCACCCAAAAAACAAACAAACAAACAAAAAACUGUUUUCAAACAAAUAAAUGUUUGGAGAACUGUGUUUUGUUCUGCUGUAUCUGUAAUCAAAAAAGAAAAAAACCCUCCACAGUCUGGCUAGCCCAGACAUUCAAGACCUUGUCACUUUUUCCCUCAUACAGAACAUAUCCUUUGCUCACAAAACAGUUCUGUAAAAGGCAUAGCUCCUGCCAGAUCAGUAGCAAGCCAGCUUUUGCCAGUCCUCACAAGCUGAGGCCUUAAGGGCAAAAAAACAGGAAGAAACUAUGUGGUACUGGUGGCAAGGAGGGCCACAAGCUCUCCAAGAGAACCAGUGCUGAAAGGCUGUCCCCCUGUGGAAAUAGCAUUGCUCCUGCCUUUUUAUUUUAGCCACAUAAGAGUUCCUCCCUGCCACAGCCAUCUCCCAAAAGGGCACACUUGUGUAAACUGCCCAAUGUCAAUAAUUAGUAGAAAGCGUGGUUGCAUGAAACCAGGCUUCAAAUUGUCCCAAGCUCCCCAGAAAAGGUUCACAAAGCAAAGGAAGUCUUAGCCGCUUCACCCUAGAGAACAAGGAGUGCUGAGUCUCUUCUAAAAUUGUUUGCUCUUCGAUGUCCAGGUGAACACAAGCACAACUCAGAUUAAUAAAACCGACAUUAGGUAAACUUUUGAUUACAGAACUGCAGAAUUAAGAAUUACUGGAGAUGUAUUCCACACUCCAAUCAUACAGAACAACGCAAACUGGCAAUUAUUCACUAACUGUAUUUGCUGUUCACAGAAAAGGCACAUCCAUGUUAUCAUGCUUAGAAAAACUACAGGACACAGCACACUAGAUGACGUGGGGCACAUUUUUAGAUGUUUGCUUUUUCUUUUCUGCCUGGGAAAGGGGAUAUGUUCUGACCACCCUACUUUUGCCUCUUUUCCUAAAGUGAUUCAGGACAUAAACAAUUUCACUCCUUUACCUUCUUUUAAAAUUUGUUUUUACACUGAAGAUGAGAACAACUUUCAGGAGUCUGGAAAGUAAGUUUCAGACAACCCCAAAUUAACAGAUCCCUAGAAAACACUUGGAUGAUCUUGAAACAGAAUCUGAUUUCUCCCAUCAUAGCAGCUUUUUAAGUUUCCUUUUCUAAAACUUGAUGUUGAUAAACUAUACCAUGCUUGAGUAUAGCUGACGGUGUAAGGUACACUUUGAAUUUUCUUUUAUCCAACGGGAAAGCUAGUUCAUAACUGGAUGCGUGGGUGCUUUUCUCUGUUUCCAGAAUCCUGUUUUUCCCUUGUGGCUUUAACGUUUACCACCAACCAGAUGAAAAGUCAACAUAAUUGACAGGCAGGUAAUGACACAGGAAAUCUAUGCCAGCUGAGAUUUAUGGAUAAAUCCAAUAGAUGGCUGAUUCAAGUCCUUGUCCUCUAUACUUAACUAGCUUCUAACGAAUAUAUGGAUGGUAACUACAUGUCAAAUUAACAACACUCAUUCAGUGUCACUGUGUAACUUAAUGCUGUCUUACUCGAUUCUGUUUUUCAGACUUCUAGUUUCUCAUUGUCGGAAAAGUCUCAGUGUAUGCUUUAAACACUCGUCACCAAUAUUCAGAAAAAAAUAUGGUUUUUUUUUGCCCAAGUGUUUGUGAAUGGAUGCAUGGCAUGACUAAGAUGGUUCUGGAUGAGUCAGGUCACGGGAGACAAUUUUAUACAAUUAAACACUUGGAGGAUGUGAGUCUCAGUCACUUUCGGAUUCUUCCUCCUCACCGAGUGGAUAUGACUGGAUGUUAUUCUGAGUGUACAUCUUUGUUUUAAUGGGGCAGUUGUGAUCCAUGAGAAUAGCCUACAAGAAAGCAAAGUACAAGUGUGUUAAUUUCGUGUUUUGUACAAGGUAAGCUGGAUUUUUACCUGUUGGUAAGGAUUACUGGUUUGAAAGCUCUGUGUUGUUAUUUGCUAUUAACCAGUCAUUUGGAGAAAUCAGCAGGUGCCUGGCCUAGAAGACCCAGAGUUCACUCAGUGGCAAUUCCAGCCAACAGGAGACUGUAGAAGCGGUCUCGGUGUGACUUUAGUUACGCCUGUCCGGGACCGCGAGUCUGCGCUUGGAACCUGGCCUAGGAAGCACGGCUGAGCAGGCCGAGUUGGCUGAGUUUAAGAAGAGUUAAACCUAGAAGUCUGGAGCUGGAGUGGGGAUCCUGGGAGCAACCCAGUCUUUGCAUCCUUCGGGAAGUGUCCUCUGCGGAACAAGGGGGACACUCAGGUUAGAGACACCCAAGGCCAGGCUGCAGUCUCCGUUCUCGGUACCCACGGGUCGGGUUCUCACAUCAGCUGUCAACACAGACUCCCCUGAAAUAGUUUAAGACCUUGUCACCAUGGCCCUGAGACCUUUUCCUGAACAUUCCAGGGCUUUCACCUUCUCACAAAUUAUGAUUAAAAAAAAAAAAAAAUUCCUCUCUGAUGGAAAGUCAUGUCGUCCUCUGCUGUUCCUGAAAAGGGAAAACAGUGACUGGGGGCUAAAACGUGAUGCUUGAAACACUUGGGGUCUUUAUUCUUCCUAGAUGUGCAGAGAACCAAGCUCGCAGUCUAACAGCAGACACCAUGCAUGCCAGGACCACACUGAGCAUUCUAGAUGAAUCCGGCAACUUCAGAGUAACCCUGUGGUGGGUUGAGGACACAGGCACAGAACAGGUGGGCUCCGGAGAAAGCAGCAGAGAGGAGCAAAAAGAAUGUCAAUGAUCCCGAUGAUCGUCAUGAGCCAGGGAAACCCAAUUGCCUUUGCGAUGGCACCACCGGCAGACGGACCUUUCAGGGGACAGAGAAUUAGACAAAGCCGUCUCCAGGCGUCUUGGAGAUACGAGAGUGCAAAGACUCAGUCAUUUUCGUAAGCGUGUUCCGCUCUGUGCCGAGGCAGAAGGUUGUUUGAAAAGCCACGCCCUUACCUAUCGCGUACCCCAUACAGAAAGCCACGUCCGCGAUGGCGUACACGCUCCCGUAGACAGACACGUGCCGCAGGUCCACGAGGUAGCCCAUGAUGGGCAUCAUUGACGAGUCCACCAUCCCUGGGGACAGGCAGGGGCAGUGUGCAGAAACCAGACAGACACCCCACCGCCCUGAACUCAGCGCCCCGCCGGCUCUUGCCCUGUGCCACGCUCCCUGCCAAGCCUCGUGGCACAGCCCAACAGCACAGCUCUCCCCCGGCACACAUGGCCGAAGUUGCUGGAACUGCGCGGGAACUCCAAGGUCCCCAAGUCCUUGCUGGGGCUCCGAGUGCCUGCUCUGCCCCUUGCCUACCCCCCCGCCAGCCGCCUCCACACCGGGCCUCACACGGAG
Messenger RNA from Lepus europaeus (European hare), 10730 nucleotides. RefSeq names its product PDZ domain containing 8 (gene PDZD8). Gene Ontology annotation, molecular function: protein binding; lipid binding. Gene Ontology annotation, biological process: mitochondrial calcium ion homeostasis. Gene Ontology annotation, cellular component: mitochondria-associated endoplasmic reticulum membrane contact site. The record is from RefSeq and is a predicted model, not a curated record. Lineage: Eukaryota; Metazoa; Chordata; Mammalia; Lagomorpha; Leporidae. Bases 99 to 3722 code for a protein of 1207 amino acids. The transcript is spliced from 8 exons.